GCCUGGUGGACUCACCCUCCCCUUAUGAGAUUCUGGGGACAGGGAAGGAUGGGGUGCUCCCUAGAGUUGCAUGAGAGGCAGCUGCAUAGUGGCAAGGUGACCAGGCCCAAGGUACAGCAGGACAGCAUAGAGUGGGCACUGCUGGACCAGCUGCUGCCGGCCACUAAAGACUUGAGCAGGUAACACAUGCCAGGCCAGGGAUGCUCAUUUCAGUUGUGUCGAUGCCCCCAGCAGCAGGUGACCUGAGACCUGAGCCCCACUCUGGGCCCCCACCACCCUUGCUGCCCAAACCGGGAAAAGACAACCAGAGACUUCAGAAGCUACUGAGAAAGGCUGCUCGGAAGAAAAUGGUGGGAAUGGCCCCCACCCCACCUGGGGCCUUCCGUACGUCCCUGUCCCCUGUGAGUGAGGCCAGUCAUGACCUGGAAACCACAGUCCAGCGUCCUGCUGAAGUCCCUCACAUGGUGGUCCCUCUUCCCCGCUCCCCACAUACCCCCAUUAUUCACCACGUGGCCUCACCCCUGCAAAAGUCCACUUUCUCUUUCAGCCUUCCUCAGCAAAGAUCUCUGGCAACUCAUUUCAAGGCACCUCCUAGGCUUGAAGCCCCAGCCCCAGAAACUUCCAGGCCCCACAGUAGCUUUGCCCAUGUAUCUGCACCUACUGCAGGUGGUUCCCACAUCACCCAAGUACAUAUCCAGCUAUCCCCAUCCUCACAUACUGGGAGUUCUGAGUCCCUGAGGAUAGCCCUGGAUGGGGAUAAAAGCCUUUGCACUGCUAGCACCCAGUCUCUCAUCCCAGUGGCACAUAUUCGCCCACUGCCCACAGUGGGCGAAUAUGGGACACAGGCAGGCAAUUCUGGACCAGAGGAAGCCCCUGUAGCAAGACCACCACCUAGCUUUCAGGCCUCAGCGUCCAGAGAGGCUAGCGCUAGGGUGGUGGUGCCCAUAGCUCCUACCUACCGCUCAUCUGGACCCUCACCUUAUAGCCCAGCUCCUGCAGCUCCUGAAGCAGAACCCCUAGAGGAGCUGCCCACAGCCAGCCGUGCUAUGGAGCCCAAGUAUGUCUCCAGCCUCCCAGAAGCCUUGGGCCCCUCAGACCUCCACCCAUGCCCUGUUCCCAAAGUUGCACCCAAGCCCUGCCUUAGUGGCUGGACACGCCUAAAGAAGCAGCUGAUGGAGGAGGCAGAGGAUCCUGCAUUUCCAGAGCCAGGACUGAACCUGGAACCCGUGCAACCAGAGGUGUCAGCUCCUGUGGGCCCACAGCCUCCUGCCUCCAGGGCCUGUAGGAUGUGGGAUGCAGUGUUGUACCGCAUGUCAUUGGCCGAAUCCCGUAGAGGCCACCCUGUGGGGCUUGGAGAUGGGGGGCAUCCCCCCGCCUGCCUCAGCCGCCUGCCUUUUCUGUGCCGACCUCGCUUCAAUGCCAGGAAGCUACAGGAGGCUGUCCGGUCCACUCCUACCCUGAACCCCAUCCUGGAGCUGCAUUCUCAGCCCAAGAACUUCAACCGGACAGCAGCCGGUUGGAGGCUCCAGUGACAUAGCCAGAAUAGCUUCUGGGACUCUGGACUGGGGUGGACAGAGACUGACUGAGACUGAGGAUACAGAGAGAGGGCCUUGUCCUCACA
Messenger RNA from Phodopus roborovskii (desert hamster), 1621 nucleotides. It is a transcript of the gene Prr33, whose product is annotated as proline rich 33. The transcript is spliced from 3 exons. The coding region runs from base 201 to 1532 and encodes 443 amino acids. The record is from RefSeq and is a predicted model, not a curated record. Lineage: Eukaryota; Metazoa; Chordata; Mammalia; Rodentia; Cricetidae.